AUGACAGUUAGCAAAGAAAUAUGUCAGAAACUGCCAGAACAACCAAAACAAACAGAACAUGUGCUACAAAAUGAUAACAAAAUACAAGACAUGAGUCAUGUGACUAAAGUAGCAGGAAUAAAUCUUGAUAAUGAGAAAGCAGAGCAACUAAAAGCAGAAAUUGAAGCUAAUAGUAGCUUUCCAAAUAAUAAAAAAACAGAACAACCAAGAACAGAAAUUGAAAUGAAUAGUAGUGCUAAAAGCACUCAAUUUAUGCUUUCAGAGAAAACAAUACAAAAGGAAAUUGCAUUAAAUACACAAGAAAUAUGGCAAAAAAAUCAUUAUAUAAUGAUAUACCAAUGGUUACAAUGUUGA
Messenger RNA from Cetraspora pellucida, 354 nucleotides. The record is from the annotation of a GenBank genome assembly. NCBI's taxonomy places the organism in Eukaryota, Fungi, Glomeromycota, Glomeromycetes, Diversisporales, Gigasporaceae.